Molecule: messenger RNA, 1954 nt
Organism: Daldinia caldariorum
Lineage: Eukaryota; Fungi; Ascomycota; Sordariomycetes; Xylariales; Hypoxylaceae
Product: CoA-transferase family III
Exons: 6
Coding region: 154-1875 (573 amino acids)
Molecular function (GO): catalytic activity
Source: RefSeq, a predicted model, not a curated record
CCGACCCUCCGAACGCCAUGCUAUAGAACCGGCGCUGGUGGGUGGGAUCGGUCCAAAUUUUAGGUACUAUUUAUUCACCCCGUACCCGUGUUGUAUAACUCCCUUAUACACACCAACUUGUCUUAUAAGGUACCCCUUAGCAAAUUCAUCACCAUGAGCUCUUCAGGUUACUCGGUGCCUCGGGAGGCCCAAAAGGUCUUUCAAGAUGGCAUUCUUAACAACCCCUUAAUGAAAGACCUGCCUCAGGAGCUGCAUUCCUUAGGUCAAGCCGUGAAGUUUGAAGGAUCCGCCAAGCCCAAUAUCCCUAUCAACUGGAGAUUCGCUGAGAGUAUCUCGGCCAUGAAGGCUUUCGAAGCAACUAUGCUCAACUACCUCAUCACUAAGAAAUACGGCGUUGCCCCCUCCAGCGUGAGUAUAAAUACGGACCAUGCUUCGCUGUUCAUAAUGUCUCCGCUCCUUACACGCGUUAUCAAAGACGGCAUCCCGGUGCAGAUACAUCCAUCUUCGGAAGAAGCUUUGCAAUGGUUCCCUAGUCGUGACCUGCACAGGUUCAUGGCUUCUCAGCAUAGGAUUCUCGCCACGAAUAUUUAUAAGACGAAAGAUGGGCGGUUCUACCACAUCCACGGUAGUAUGAACCCCGACCCGACACUCACAGCGCUGGGACUGCCACUCGACGGCGAAGAAAACGACACAUACGAUACCGUCGUGGAAAGGAUCCAGAACGCCGUUGCCCAGUUCGACGCCGCGGAGCUAGACGAGCUCAUGAACGAGAAGUUCCGCCAAGCGGGCACCAUGGCGUGGUCGUCCGGCGAGUACUUUAUCAGCCAGCACGGCCAGGCAUGCGGGAAUACCGGUCUCUACGAGACGGCCAGAAACCCUGACUCCUCGCAGCCGGCGGCGUGGUGGCCCGACAACGCGAGCUACCCGUCCUCCCCAAAGCGGCCGCUCGCCGGCCUCAAAGUCGUCGACAUGACGCGCGUGAUUGCGGGGCCGGCGAUCACGCGGUCGCUUGCGGAGAUGGGCGCCAGUGUGAUGCGGGUCACGUCGCCGCGGGUCACCGACCUUUCCGGCUUGCACCAGGACCUCAACUGGGGCAAGUGGAACUGCUUCCUGGACCUGAGGGACGAAGCGGACAAGGAGAAGCUCAGGGCGCUGGUCCGGGAGGCGGAUGUUGUCGUCGACGGUUAUCGCCCCGGCGUGAUGGAGAAGCACGGCUUCGGACGCCGGGCCAUCUUCGAUCUGGUGAAGGAUCGGUCCAGGGGUAUUGUUGUGGUUCGGGAGAAUUGCUACGGCUGGCAUGGUCCCUGGGCGCAUCGGAGUGGGUGGCAGCAGAUUAGUGACGCGUGCUGCGGUGUUUCAAUGUCGUACGGCAGAGCUAUGGGCAAUGGUGAACCAGUAACGCCCGUGUUCCCGAAUUCAGACUUCUGUACCGGCCUCUGCGGAAGCACAGCAGUCUUAGACGCUCUCGUUCGCCGAGCCGAACAUGGCGGUAGCUAUGGUAUUGACGUAGCACUCAACUACUAUUCGCAAUGGCUAGUCCGUUCCGUGGGUACCUACGAUGAAGAGACAUGGAACGAAGUAUGGAAAAGGCACGGGUCUCUAGUGUUCCGCCAUUAUCAUGCGAUGCCGCACCUGCUGCCAGUCAUGCUGAAGUUACUAUAUCAGCAUGAUUCUCAGGUACUUUUCAACCCCGCAUUCUUUCAAGAACAGGAAGCAAAAAGCAUAGGGGCUACGUUUGUUCAAGUUAAACCCGUAGCACGAUUUUCUGGCGGGACUGUUGAUUUGGGAUACCAUAUCGGCACGCGUGGAAAUGGCGUAGACGAACCGCUCUGGCCUGAUGACUUAACGGUUGAAGUUGUCCUUGAUAAAAAUUGAGAUAUCUGCGUGCAAGCCAGGCGAGUUCAGACAAUUGUAUUAGAUAUUGACAGAUACACCGCUGAGCCAAAAGUGUAUU